AUGGCAUAUGGAUGUGGUGAUAAUCUUAGGGGCGAAAAAAUAGCUAUGGUCGAAAAUAGUCAAAAGUCAAAGGUCAACUACAUGAGUUUAGUGGAUGAUUUUGGAGGAAAAAAUGUGAAGAGAGAGUUAUUCCUAUAUUAUGCUGAUGUUAACCAAGCCCCGGCUUGGAAUGGGAACGUCUUUAGCCCUUCCAUCAAGCGACUCACCAUCAAUCACGAUUACCCCGAGUACCCUGAAGUUCACAGUGAAGUUUGGUUUGAUACACCCAGUCUUGUGUACCUUGACUAUUCUGGUCAUGUCUCGCGUUGCUAUACCGCUGAAUUGGGUUCCCUUGUAGAAGCUAGACUCAAUCUUCAACCAUGGGAGCAACUUAUUGACUCAGACGAUGAUACAGACGAUGAGGGUGAUUUUUAUAGUUAUGAUCCUAAUUGGGAAGCAGUUUCGAAAGAUGCUACGGGUCUGGUUGCAAUGAUAAGCAAUGUUAAGACCCUUCACUUGUCUUCAGAAUCUCUUGAGGUUUUUCACUCUCUGUGUAAAGCAAUGCCAGCGUUUCAAAACCUCCUUACGUUAUCGUUUGAGAGUGACAAAGAAAGAGGCUGGCAAGUGGUGCCACUUCUUCUCAAGAGCUCUCCAAACCUAGAAACUUUAGUCAUCAAGGGACUUGUGCACAAAGUUACUAAUAAGAAGAAGGGAGAAUGUUGUUUAUCGACAUGUCAAGUGAAGGUGUUAAACAUUUCAGGGUAUCGCGGAACUUGUCGUGAGCAGAAGCAGAUGAGUCAUUUCUUGGCAAAUUUGAAAUGUCUGGAGACUGUCAAGGUGGGUGUUGAAGUGGAUCACCGAGAAGACAACGAUGCUAAUAAUACGUACCUGAGAAUCACCAAUGCUCUUAUGAAGCUUCCUAGAGUUUCAUCAAACUGUCGGAUCCAUUUCCUCUGAUAAAUCUUUUCCAUCUUUGUUUAUCUGCCGAAAACCUUUUUUUUAUUUGAUUGUUGCAAAACAUUAUUGUAUUAAACUCUUAAAUCUUUUAAUUUAAUCAUAGCUAUAUCUUGUAAUAUUUGUUUUAAAAUUU
Arabidopsis lyrata subsp. lyrata is the source of this 1069-nucleotide messenger RNA. Its product is annotated as putative F-box protein At1g21990. The record is from RefSeq and is a predicted model, not a curated record. NCBI's taxonomy places the organism in Eukaryota, Viridiplantae, Streptophyta, Magnoliopsida, Brassicales, Brassicaceae. The transcript has 5 exons. Bases 1 to 936 code for a protein of 311 amino acids.